AUGAUGGGCUCGGUGCUGCCCGCCGAGGCCCUGGUGCUCAAGCCCGGGCUGAAGCCCCAGGGGCUCUCGCUGGCCGAGGUGAUCACCUCCGACAUCCUGCACAGCUUCCUCUAUGGCCGCUGGAGAAACGUCCUGGGCGAGCAGCUCUUCGAAGAGAAGAGCAGCCCCAAAACGGCUUUCACGGCCGAGGUCUUGGCUCAGUCCUUCUCUGGAGAGGUGCAGAAGCUCUCCAGCCUGGUGCUGCCGUCGGAAGUCAUCAUUGCCCAGAGCUCCAUCCCCGGCGAAGGGCUCGGCAUCUUCUCCAAGACCUGGAUCAAGGCUGGCACUGAGAUGGGACCGUUCACGGGUCGGGUCAUCUCGCCGGAGCAUGUGGAUCUGUGCAAGAACAACAACCUCAUGUGGGAGGUCUUCAACGAAGACGGCACCGUGCGGUAUUUCAUCGAUGCCAGCCAGGAGGAUCACCGCAGCUGGAUGACCUACAUCAAAUGUGCCCGGAAUGAGCAGGAGCAGAACUUAGAGGUGGUCCAGAUCGGGAACAGCAUCUUCUACAAGGCCAUCGAGAUGAUUCCUCCAGACCAAGAGCUGCUGGUCUGGUAUGGGAACUCCCACAACACCUUCCUGGGCAUCCCAGGAGUGCCAGGGCUGGAAGAGGAGCAGAAGAAGAACAAACAUGAGGAUUUCCACUCGGUGGAGCCCGGGGCCAGCACCACGGGGCGGAUGCGCUGCGUUAUCUGCCACCGGGGCUUUAACUCCCGCAGCAAUCUGCGCUCCCACAUGCGGAUCCACACCCUGGACAAACCUUUCGUCUGCCGCUUCUGCAACCGCCGCUUCAGCCAGUCCUCCACCCUCCGCAACCACGUCCGCUUGCACACCGGCGAGCGGCCCUACAAGUGCCAGGUUUGCCAAAGUGCCUACUCCCAGCUCGCCGGGCUCCGAGCCCACCAGAAGAGCGCUCGGCACCGGCCGCCCAACGCCUCCCUGCAGGCUCAUUCACCAGCCCUGCCCGUGCCCCAUCCCGCAGCCCUGGCACAUCACAUCCCCACCAUGGUGCUGUGA
Messenger RNA from Calypte anna (Anna's hummingbird), 1056 nucleotides. RefSeq names its product PR/SET domain 12 (gene PRDM12). NCBI's taxonomy places the organism in Eukaryota, Metazoa, Chordata, Aves, Apodiformes, Trochilidae. The record is from RefSeq and is a predicted model, not a curated record. Gene Ontology annotation, biological process: neurogenesis. Gene Ontology annotation, molecular function: histone methyltransferase binding. The transcript has 5 exons. The coding region runs from base 1 to 1056 and encodes 351 amino acids. Gene Ontology annotation, cellular component: nucleus.